Molecule: messenger RNA, 312 nt
Organism: Prunus armeniaca (apricot)
Lineage: Eukaryota; Viridiplantae; Streptophyta; Magnoliopsida; Rosales; Rosaceae
Source: the annotation of a GenBank genome assembly
AUGUUGGAAGAAGAGGAUGUCAUCAUCUUUUUGACAUUGACAAGGCUGGACAGUCUAGUUGGAUCUGUUAGUUACAUUGUACUUCGAACGUCCAAAAUGAUAUUCUCCGAUAAUAACCAGUUGAAAUUAAAUAAUCUCACUAUGGACAUAGAUCUACGGCUACCUUCUGGUGAACCUGACAAAGAAGAUGAAGAACCACAUGGAAUUGAUAACAUGUUAGAACAUGAAGAAAAAUUGCAGAAUGGAGAUAUGAGAAUGGAAACAUUGUGGAUGUUAGAGAUGAGGUACAUGCUGAAGAUGGUGGGGAUUUGA